AUGGAUACAGUUGCUACAUGGGACAGCAUGACGCCUCCAUCGCCGGCAGUGCCGAUCGCAGACGGCCAGCAUACCUCGAAUUCGAGGAAAAGGUCCCGGACGGAUGACUCCGAUACGUCGGUGGUGAUAACGGCUACAACUAAGGAUGGAGCGCGGCCCAAGAAGCGUGGGCGGCCAAGGCUCACCCAGGCCGACAACAAAACAUACUUGGAGCGUCGACGAACCCAGGUCCGGGUAGCCCAGCAAAAGUACCGCAACAAGAAGGAACAAAGUAUCGUCGACCUUGAGCAACAAGUCAAGGAGGAGAAGGCACAGCGCAGAGCGCUGGAGCAGGGGUUUCAGCACUUCCUUUCCCUUCUUCAGGAUAACGACACGAUGCUGGACAGCCCGGAGGACGUCCUCUCCAGCUUCACUGCGUUGCGUCAGAGGUUAUGCCCUGCCGAUCUGGACAAGAAGAAUCAACAAGACAACCAGAGCACCUCAUCGUCUGCAAGUGGGCAGCACCAACCACACUCUACGACCAAGCAAUCUCAGGCCACCUGGGGCUUUGAAGGUGACUUUCUCGACUGUAACGAAGUGGAGCGCUAUCUCCAGGAUCUAGGCAUCGACAUUCCCGCCAACGCAGAGUUCGUCUAUGCUGAGCUCAACCCAGCGCGGUUUGCGGAUGGACAGGCCACAGACACCGUCCCUGUCCACGCCGUUGACAGCGAUGUGUACGCAUCCAGUGCCGUGGUGAAUAACGCGCAGGACUGGUCUGCCUAUGGAGCGACAUCUGUCUUUGACAACGGCACGGAGCCCUGUGCACCGGACAUCAACGGCCUGAAUCCAUUCCUGUGUCCGGCAGUACCGCCGAAGGCCUGGGUGAACAGGGAUCCUUCGAAUCUGCUCUUUGCGACUAAAAUCAGUGUGCCCAUGCUGGUGGAGGAGAUAAUGGGGCGGUGCGUCUGCCUGGGCAGGACCCCCGGCGUCCGCCCCAAGGACGUCGACCGAGCGAUCAAGAUCGCGUCAGGAAACGCCGCAAUUCUUCAUCUCCCAUCAAACCCCGCCUCAUCAUACACGACGCUACAGAAGACGCAGUGUCUCCUGAACAGCCCGCAUGCGAGUGCGCUCGACAUUGCAUCUCGCGCAGUGGAGCUGCUGGAGGAUGACCCCCUCUACAACGCUGGCCGGGGCGCUGUCUUCACGCGCGACGGCAUCAACGAGAUGGAAGCCAGCGUCAUGGUCACGCGAGGCCAUGCCAAGCGCACAGCGGGCGUCAUGGGCCUACGGCACGUGCGGAACCCAAUCUUGCUGGCCAGGGAGAUCCUCUUGAGAGGAGAUGAUGACCUACUGGGGUUGGAGGGAGAUGCUAUCGCCCAAGAGGGACUCGACGUGCCGAGCGCGCAGGGCCACACUUUGCUUCACGGUCCGACAGCUGAGGCUCUCGCGCGCCAGUAUGGUCUAUCUCUCGUUAGCCCCGAGUAUUUUUUCACGCAGAGACGAUGGGACGAGCACGUCCACUCCCUGUCGCGGGCGAGACUGGGCAAAGGCCGCGUCGCCACAUACUCUAGCGAAACGUAUCUACCCCAGGGGACGUGCGGUGCCGUGGUUGUGGACAGCCAGGGCAUCAUCUGCGUCGCGACCAGCACCGGUGGCCUGACGAACAAGCUCACCGGUCGAAUAGGAGAUACGCCAACCCCGGGCGCCGGAUACUGGGCAGAGGAGUGGGUUGACAAACUGGGGACGUCCUCGCCCAGCUCUUCUGUGUACAAUACGGCGAUGGAGAUUACAGGUGCGCUGAAGGGCAUCUUGGCAGAUUGCCUGCCUACCCCUUUUCAGUACGCGCCACUAAACAGAGACACCAUCACAACAAAGAGCAUGGCCGUCUCUGGGACAGGCAAUGGCGACUCCUUCCUCCGGACGGGCGCUGCCCGCAGCGUCGCCGCCAUGGCACGCUACGCACCAUUUUCGACACGCACAUCGCUCACCCGCGUUGCUGGCCCAGGCGGCGAACUCCAGCACAGCGCCGGCAACCGCUGGGACGACGAGACGGGCGAAGGGCAGGGAGGGAUGAUUGGCAUCGAGAGCACGGUCACGCGAGACGCAGCAGGCCGUGUGGUGGACGCGACGACGGACGUCGUGAUGGAUUUCAACUGCGGCGGCAUGUUCCGCGCGUGGUUCGACGAGCACGGCAAGGCACGAAUGAGCAUAUGGACCAACGACGGGGACGAUGCGGAUUUGUGA
Messenger RNA from Emericellopsis cladophorae, 2223 nucleotides. RefSeq lists its product as uncharacterized. The record is from RefSeq and is a predicted model, not a curated record. NCBI's taxonomy places the organism in Eukaryota, Fungi, Ascomycota, Sordariomycetes, Hypocreales, Bionectriaceae. Gene Ontology annotation, biological process: regulation of DNA-templated transcription. Gene Ontology annotation, molecular function: hydrolase activity; DNA-binding transcription factor activity. The coding region runs from base 1 to 2223 and encodes 740 amino acids. The transcript is spliced from 4 exons.